CUAAGUACGGCACUGGUGGGACAUAUGAAUUCUUGGGGUUCUACCACCGUCUUCUUUAGCUGCUUUUCAGUUGUGCUUGGUUUUGCUAUAAAAAGUUUAAUGAAAAACUAUAGUCAGGCUGAGCCGACUGAUUUUUAUUCUUUAUUAUGUAACGUAUUAUUGCAUUUAUCCAUGUUUCUGUAUUUUUUUAGUCAACUUCUGUGAUUAUUAAUUACGAUUCUUAAUAAAUUAUUAUAAUGCAUGUUUUUAUGUUUAUUUGAACUAACCUAAGAAAAUAAGCUACCUUCGUUUCUAAAAAUAUUUAUUUAUACUAUUUUUUUUUAAUUUUUUUUUUAUAGAAAAGAUUAUUAUUAAUAUAUGACAGGAGUUAAUAUGACGAGCCCAUUAUUAACAUUGACAAGUACUUAAAAUCAUCGUAAAUGAACUUAAUACAUGUACAAUCAAAUUAAUUAACAUUAACUAACAUAAUUACAAUUCAUGAGGCAAUUGGUUUCAUGUGUUUGUUCUUAAAUCGUAUAUUUUAACAAUUAAUUAUACUCAAUAGAUAAACGUGUCAAAUAAAACCUUUUGUUUUAAAUAAUUUUACUUUGUUAUUUCUAACGUUCAGUUAAAAUAAGUCAUUUCUGAAUUUUCUAAGGCCGGAUAUAAAUGAAAUUUUAAAUCGGAAUUUUAAUUCUGUUACAAUCAACUACCUACUUAAACUUCUAUAGUGUAUUAAGACGUGUUCUUAACAUAGUUAAAAUUAACUUAUUUGAUUUUAUUUGUGAAAAAUUAACACAAAAAUAACAAUGAAAGUGUUCGUUACAUUGCUUGCUUUCUUCCUGACGAUCCUGACUGGUGCAAACGCUCAAAUAACUAAGAUCUUCGCUGAAAAAAAGAUUAAAGAGAUCAGCCAGAACCUAACAGACAGUGGAUAUGACCCUUUAGAAAUUAAGGGCUUUUCUUACAACUAUUCUUUACCCGUGACAGAUUUGUUGGUAGUUAACGCGACAGUCGGCGACAUCCGAGUGACGGGCAUCAGCAACAUCGAGUUGGACAAGUUCCGAUACAACACGCUGCUGUCCAGGAUCACCUACUCGGUCACCUUGCCCCUCAUCACAGCCACUUUCAAUAGAACCGACGUAAGAUUCAAGUUGAUGAACAUGGACUUAACCGCAAAAUAUAACGGAAGUGUUGCUAUAUCAAACAUCAAUGUAGCGGGCAUAGUUUCUGUCAAAAUCGGGAUAUUGUCGGGCAUCACAGUUCGCGAUGUCGAAGCCACUCUUUCAAUAGGUAAAAUUACGUCUAACAUGACGGUCAUCUGGAUGGGCCAGGAUAUCUCCAGCAAAGUGAACAAGUUCUUGAACACAACACUGCCCAGCACGAUCAACGAUUACAACGAUGAUAUUAGUGAAGUUCUGGUGUACUACAUCACGGAAGCUGUGAAAGAUGCGUUAUGAAAAUACAAACGAAGAUAGAUCCAAUAAAGAUAUUGCAUUUCAAAGAUAAAAUAUUAUUUUAAUCAUAAGAAUAAAAGUGUUUAGCGUUCAAA
Messenger RNA from Ostrinia nubilalis (European corn borer), 1531 nucleotides. RefSeq lists its product as uncharacterized. The record is from RefSeq and is a predicted model, not a curated record. Lineage: Eukaryota; Metazoa; Arthropoda; Insecta; Lepidoptera; Crambidae. The transcript is spliced from 7 exons. The coding region runs from base 789 to 1439 and encodes 216 amino acids.